Messenger RNA from Owenia fusiformis, 3487 nucleotides. The record is from the annotation of a GenBank genome assembly. Lineage: Eukaryota; Metazoa; Annelida; Polychaeta; Sabellida; Oweniidae.
GUCAAGGUCAUAUUGUGCUUAACAUAACCACAGUCAUGACAGGUCUUGCAACCAUUGUCACGGUCAUACAUGUAUCAGGCUAAUUUUCUUAGUUCUGUCCCGAAGUGAGACAGAAGGAGGUGUGAUACUUAUUGCAUCUGAUGUUUUCUAUUUGAAAGUCUUAUUUGAGCUUGCACAAGUAUAAAAUAUUGUUAGUUCCCUAAAGACCAGAAACAAAUGAAAAUCACAAGAUGACAGGUCCCUUGAGAAAGGAUGACAGGUCCAUCGAGAAAUCUGAAACGGCACUGGGCAGUAAAAAAUCUCUUUAGACUACUCUAGGUGUAUCGUGCUGAAAGAACGAUUAGCAUUUGAAUAUAAUUAAAGAUGAUACGUACCAGACUUAUACUGUACACAAGAACUGAAAUUAAACGCUUUAGGAAUAAAGCAAACUGGAUAAUCUUUACUUUCGAUAUCUUAAAAAUGGCGGGUACAUGCUUCUGUCAAAAGAGGGCGUAAAUUUACAGCUUCCGGUUGAGUUGAAUUCUGGGUAGAUCGCUAUGGCAAUUGUACACACAAACGUGGAAAUACAAAUAUUUUUCACAGACACUUUUAUUGAUAUAAUAUCGUUAUCAGCUUAAUAGGACUAUAAGAAGCAAGUGGAUAUUGUGAAUAAAUAUUAAAAGAACAAACUUGAUUGCACAGAUUUAGACACAAUGUUGACUGACAAAUGUUAUUGAGCGUUGAAGUUGAAAAAAAGUUAUACAAUUUCGCGGAUUUUUAGAUCAGGAAAAAAACAAGUUCGAUCUAGGAUUUUACACAUUUUGGUGUUGAGAUCAAAGUAAAGCAUUAUGUCUAAUAAAACAGACAUGGAGAGGGUUGGCCUCUUCCAGGAAAUGAACUACCACACCAUUGGAGAUAGAUACGUUCCUCCUGGUAGCAUCAGUUUUAACCAAUCUGCUGGCAAAGGCAAACAAGUCCUGCCUGGAGGCACUAAAGACAGAUCAGCAUUACAACAUGGAUACUUUGGAGAAAAAUAUAACAGAGUGUUUGAAGGAGAAAGUUAUACAGACCCAAUAAAAAGGAGAAGACAAAACAGAUUAAAAGAGUCUCAGAAAAAUAUUGGAAAACCUUUCUUACCUAGUAAUGGAGAUAAAAAACCAUCUGGUUUAGGAAAUCACUAUGGCACAUUAACUGGACCCAUUGGAGCAUUUAGUCCAGUCUCCAAAGGUGGAAAAGGCAAUACAGGGAAUGGAAAAAAUGUUCUAACAAACCCAGGAAAGAAAGGAACUGGAUUUGGAUAUGUAGGUGUAACUUUAGGAAAAUACCAGAAUCACAUGCCUGAUGAGUAUGACAGAGCGAAACAAAUAACCAAAAAAAUAAAUGGAGAUCAUAGAAAAGCAUUAAAAGGUGGUGCAUUCAAACUGAACAUGCACGCACAAUCAUAUUUUGACGCCAACCCCUACAGAUCAGAUAGACCUUUACCCCCAGUGAAAUCAUCAGGAGGGAAACGAAGAGAAGUAAAACCAUUCAAACAGAGCUCACCACCUAAAUCUAUGGCAGGAAUGAAGGCUGGAACAUUUGACCCCUACCCCUCUCAUUCAGCAGAUCCUUACAAUGUAAAGAUAACUCGACCUGUGCAUGUAGUCAACAAAACUGGAAAAAUAUUCAUGCCAUCUCCAGGUCCCAAAAGCUUCCCUAUGUCGUCUGUGGUCAACACCAAUGUUGAUAGGUCUAUGAACAAGCAGAAUUACAAGGCCGUUACUGGAGUGAUGUCAUACUAAUUAUGAUGUCAUACUAAUAAUGCUAUUUAUGGAAAAGAUGUCAUACUAAUGAACUUUGUCUGAAGUCAUUGUGUAUUUCUUAAUACAUAUGCAAUCUGGCUUAAGCUUUACUAGGAAGGUGCCAAUUAUAGUUUUUGUGAUCAUUUAGAACUCUGCUUCUGUGACUGAUUUCUCAUGCCAAAUAUCUUUUAAGACUGAAAUUACAUGUAGCUAAGAAGGAAUUUUGCUUGACUGUAAAAUCUUGAAUAUGCAACUGAAUUGUAGUGUGUUUACUUCUUUUCUACUAUAAGUAUAUGUACUAUGAAGUAUUGACUUGUUUUACAAUUGUACACAAUUUUGAACUCAAUUACUAUUUAUACUACUUACAAAUACAAGUUCAAGACUCUUUUCUACAUUCCUUUACUGAUUUGACAAUGAAUUAAAUCAAAUGUGUAGAUCAUGACAUAUUAUUCCAAUACUAAUUUCUUGCCAUACAGUGUAUGCUGUUCCCUUAUGUAGAGACUUUUAAUUGUAAACAUAGCUUUGUAGACAUACAAAACGUACCUUAUCUAUACCUAGUGAUUACUAUCUAGUAUUAAUUUAUCCAGGGUUUCUUCAGCCUCUCCUUACUGAUACAUUAACACAAUUUACCUGUAAUAUCUGUAUGUCACCAUAUCACAUGUCACCAUAGUAACAAAGCACUUCUCUUCUACAGGUCUAUUAAUAGUUCUAACUACAAGAAUAUUGCACUAGCUCGGGCAUCAACCAUGGCAUACUAGACUAUGACGUAUGAUAUUGAUGAUGUCAUAUCAUGAUAACUCAACUACUGAGUAGGCAGUAAGAUUAUACUAGAGGGUCAUGUCAUGGUUUCCAUAGUUGUAAUUACUGAAUUAGGAAUCUUUUUACUUUACGAAUGACUCUGGUAAAGUGAAUGUACCGAAGUUAAAGACUUGAACGAUGUAAAAAGACAAUGCUCAAGGGAGUAAUUUUAAUUUACAAAACAUUCUAGUAUUAUGGGCGUCAAAUUCACAUACGUUAUACAUGUACAUUUAUGAAUACAAUAUAGUUUGGUAUAAUAGAUUUAAAUGGUGUAUAUAACAAUCUUGACAUUUUUGACAUAUUGUAUGACAUAUAUUUUUGUGCAAAGAUGAUACCAGGCAAGAUAUUUCUAUGUGAUUAUACCUAUGAGAUUGUAACCAUUAUUGUGAUUUUAAAAUGAUUGUGAUUACAUUUAUACAAUUAUGUGAUUGUGGUACACACCUCGAGUUUUCAAGUUUGUAUACUUGCUAAGAUGUGAUGUUAAAUAGAUUACAUAAAACUUAAACCAUAAACGUGGUCAAAAAGCAUAACAAUACAUGCAUAUAAAUAAUUUGUACAUAUUACCUCUCUGUGGUAUAUGGAUGGAUAACCAAAUACUCACUUCAACUGCCAGUCAUGAACACCAGUCAUUAGAAUUUCAUUGUAGAUAAUCAUCAGACUCAUUUUCAUCCUUACCAUCACCAGAAACGUAAAUACUAUAUUUUGUAUAAAGAUAAAUCUGUAAUUUAUAUGUGUUAAGUUGGAGAUAGAACCAUAUUGUGAUCUGAGUACAAAGAACUCCUUUUUUUCAGUAACACUAUCAAAUGAAAGAAAAUGUUUCAUUUUCUCGAUAACAAUUUAUGUAAAAAUACAGUAUACUUUAAAUAUACAUAAGAAUUAUCAUUGACAUGAUUGAUAAUGAUAUAUGAUGUUUUAUAAUAAAAAUGUAU